AUGUCUCAAACAGUGCUCAUGAAGGAAUACAAGGCUUUGGCUAAGGAGAAAUGGGUUCAGAUCGAGAUCGAUGAAGAUAACAUCUACCAUUGGAAUCUGGCAUUGAUGGUCAUUAACCCCGAUUCGCUUUACUAUGGCGGCUAUUUCAAGGCUCAGAUGAGCUUCCCAAGAGAUUAUCCCUACAAACCACCGGACUUCCGGUUUUCCAAACCACUAUGGCAUCCAAAUAUCUAUGCUGACGGCCGACUUUGCAUUUCCAUUCUUCAUGCACCUGGCGAGGAUAUCAUGUCUGGCGAGAGCGCUGGCGAACGCUGGUCCCCAGCACAGCGAGUUGAAUCCGUACUCAUCUCCAUUCUUUCCUUACUGGAUGAUCCCGAAAUCUCUUCUCCAGCCAAUGUCGACGCCAGUGUCAUGUUUAGGGAUGACAAGGAUGCAUUCAAAGCAAGAGUGAAGCAGGACGUCGAAGCUUCAAAGAAGGACAUUCCGGAAGGGUUCGUCAUGCCUACGCACGAGACCACUAAGCCGGUUAUCGAGAAGGUUGAUGAUGAUUUCUGGAAUGAUAGCGACGCGGAAGAUGUGGAUUUCGACGACUUCGACGACUUUGACGAUGAUGUGGUUAAUGGAAGCGAAUCGGAUCAGGAGCUGAACAAUGAUUCGGAAGACGAGGAGAACUAUGAUGAUGAAGAUGACGACGACACGGAGCAUGCUAAGGGCAAGGCACGGGGAGAUCGGCUCGACUCUGAUAUGACGGAAGCAGACGAGUAA
Molecule: messenger RNA, 765 nt
Organism: Cladophialophora psammophila CBS 110553
Lineage: Eukaryota; Fungi; Ascomycota; Eurotiomycetes; Chaetothyriales; Herpotrichiellaceae
Product: ubiquitin-conjugating enzyme E2 R
Exons: 3
Coding region: 1-765 (254 amino acids)
Biological process (GO): proteasome-mediated ubiquitin-dependent protein catabolic process; protein polyubiquitination
Molecular function (GO): ubiquitin conjugating enzyme activity
Source: RefSeq, a predicted model, not a curated record